This is a messenger RNA of Diaporthe citri, 1494 nucleotides long. RefSeq lists its product as uncharacterized. NCBI's taxonomy places the organism in Eukaryota, Fungi, Ascomycota, Sordariomycetes, Diaporthales, Diaporthaceae. The transcript is spliced from 3 exons. Bases 1 to 1494 code for a protein of 497 amino acids. Gene Ontology annotation, biological process: mRNA cis splicing, via spliceosome. Gene Ontology annotation, molecular function: protein binding. The record is from RefSeq and is a predicted model, not a curated record. Gene Ontology annotation, cellular component: spliceosomal complex; cytoplasm.
AUGGAUCCCGGUCGACAGGCAAUGAUCGAUAGUGGGAGGUCGCCGCAACGGCAGGACAGGGACAUCACGGGCCCACGACGCGAUCCCAAUAACCGAAUCACCAAGCCCUCGAAACCAAGCCCUUCAAACGCCGCAGCCAGUACUGCCCGCUUCCUCAGCCAAGACGAUCAAUCCAGGAAAUUUGUAGCCGACGAAGACAAGUUUGUCCUCAAGCAGUCCAAGAAAAAGGCCGACAUCAGAGUCCGAGAGCGACGAGCCAGACCUGUCGACUACCUGGCCUUCAACCUCCGUUAUAUUGACAACGAUCGGGACGUCUUCGACGAUGACGAUGGGGAUAUCGAAAUAGAGGUACCGUCACCUGAAAGAAUAGUGGACAGCUCGAACUUGGCAGAGCUUAAGGAGCUGGAGUCAGAUAUCACCUCGUUCCACACACUGGAGACCAGCCAGAGAAACCGCGACUACUGGAGCUCUCUUCUCACUCUCUGCAACGAUCGGAGGACGAAACUACAGGGAAAUGACCACGAAGGCCGCGCCGUCAGCUCCGUGUCCUCGGAUGUCGACAGGAUCCUUGGUCCCAAGACGUUUGAGCAACUCGAGAGUUUGGAAAAGCAGAUCAAGGCGAAAUUACAGUCGGACGAGCAGAUCGAUACGGACUACUGGCAGGGGCUUCUGAGAAAUCUGCUGGUUUACAAGGCAAAGGCGAAGCUCAGGAAGAUUUGCGAGGCUAUUAAGGAGAGCCGCAUCGAGCAGUUCAGGUCCAUGAACCCAGCCAAAGCAGACGCUCUUGCAUCGGCCGAUGUUGAUGGCUCUCGGGCUGCGGUGAACUCUGGAGGGGCCACCUCACGAGCGCCGAAUCUUCCACCCGCCGCUUCCUCUUCUGCUGGUGCCGGUGCUGCUGGUGCCGCCUCCGAAGGCAGCAGUGCGCCCCCUGGAACCGCACGAUUUGCGCCGAGCGAAGCGCAGGACUUCUCCCAGGCUACUCGAGCCCUUUACGAGCGUGAGGUGGCGCGCGGAAUAAGCGAAAACGAGGAGAUUUUCACGGCAGAGGAGGCUGUCCCCAGCGCCGCGAAACCGAAAUGGGCCGACAAGUAUCGGCCUCGAAAGCCCCAGUACUUCAAUCGUGUCCAGAUGGGCUACGAAUGGAAUAAGUACAAUCAGACGCACUACGACCACGACAAUCCUCCCCCGAAGGUGGUUCAGGGUUACAAGUUCAACAUCUUCUACCCGGACUUGAUCGACAAGACCAAGGCGCCCACGUUCAAGAUCAUCCGGGAAGGCGGGCGACGCAGAGGAGAGUCUUUUGCCCCGGCAGGCGAGGAGGAUACUUGCCUACUCCGAUUCAUAGCGGGUCCGCCGUACGAAGACAUCGCAUUUCGCAUUGUAGACCGAGAAUGGGACUACUCAGCGAAGAGGGACCGGGGCUUCCGAAGCAGUUUUGACAAGGGCAUUCUUCAGCUACAUUUCCAGUUCAAAAAGAUUUACUACAGAAAGUGA